Musca domestica (house fly) is the source of this 860-nucleotide messenger RNA. RefSeq names its product carbonic anhydrase 2-like. The record is from RefSeq and is a predicted model, not a curated record. The annotation marks the transcript as partial. Lineage: Eukaryota; Metazoa; Arthropoda; Insecta; Diptera; Muscidae. The transcript has 3 exons.
GAUUACCAACUUCCGGUGUAAAGGCAUCCGACUGUAUGGGUAAACAUCUUAGACCUUUCAAAGAACAUGGCCUGAACAUCCAACACCGACACUUCAGACCUUUUGCUUUGGAUAAUUUCGAUGCCGAACCCACGUCUGCCCAGAUGUUAAAUUCGGAGGGCAGUCUUAUAAUACGAAUUAACUAUGAGGAUGGGAAUCAACCGACUGUUUAUGAUGGACCUUUGGCGGAACACGGGAAUUAUACUCUUGAGCAAAUUUUCUGGUUUUGGUUCGAAAAAAGCGAUCCCAAAUACGAUUUAGGAGACAUCAAAUUUCCAGCCGAAUUGCAUUUGCUGUUGUACAACACAAACUACGAAGAUAUUCGAGAAUCGAAUGGUGUCCAGAACUAUGCUCUGAUGGUAUUGACGUUUCCCUUUAAGGUUGUCUCAGAAACGGAUCUAAAAUUUUUUGACCACAUCGCCCAACAUUUGCCGCUGGUAAGAAGUUCAUUCCGAUAUGUUUAUCUUCCGACGGACACAAUUCCACUGUUGGCAGAAGUUUUAAAUAAAAACCUCAGCCAGUUCUACUCCUAUCACGGUUCAACCUGUUAUUCCAUGAAUACCAAAGAUGUUGUGUGGUUCGACUUUAUCUCCCCCAUUGAGGUGGGAGUUGAUUUUGUCCAACAAGUUGAAUAUCUAGAGCACAAGGGUGGCACGCCUUUAAUAAAGAAACUUGUAACUCAAAGACCACCACAAGGAAUUGUUUAUAAAUCAUUCGGAUCCAGAGGCGUUUCACAAAGUAGAAUUUGUGUACGAACACUGAUUUUAAACAUUGCAAUUUUAGUUAAGAUGUGGGUCUACAUGUAAAAUUUUGAAAAUAAA